Molecule: messenger RNA, 2512 nt
Organism: Centropristis striata (black sea bass)
Lineage: Eukaryota; Metazoa; Chordata; Actinopteri; Perciformes; Serranidae
Gene: prodha
Product: proline dehydrogenase (oxidase) 1a
Exons: 14
Coding region: 74-1945 (623 amino acids)
Cellular component (GO): mitochondrion
Molecular function (GO): FAD binding; proline dehydrogenase activity
Source: RefSeq, a predicted model, not a curated record
UUCGGUUCGGUGAGGCAGCAACUGACGAGUUUGACGAGUUAUUGCGUUUCUUAGAAAAGGAAAGGAAACCACCAUGUCGUAUACUAAGUUUGUAGCAGCUCUUGUUAGGGUGAAGCCGGGCAAUGUCAGUAAAAUACGUAUUUCACCUGGAAGAUGUCGGUCAACAGUAGCAUCCACCAAGACCCAAGAAGAGAAAGAGCAGCAGAUAGAUGGGUGCACCGUGGUGGAAGCUCUGCCGGUUGAACUAAUCAGCCAGACCAAAAAUGUUAAUAACACGCAGUUAAAUAAGAUCCAUAUUGACUUCGACAACACCAAGGAAGCCUACAGAAGCAAAGGUAACAUUGAACUGCUUCGAAGUCUGCUGGUCUUCAAGCUAUGUACAAUUGACUUCCUCGUUGAGAAAAACAAAGAGCUGAUGGAUCUGAGUAAGAAGGUGCUUGGUCAGUGGAUGUUUGAAAAGAUGAUGAAGAUGACCUUCUAUGGCCAGUUUGUGGCCGGGGAAGACCACAACUCCAUCAAACCUUUAAUUCAGAAGAAUCAGGCCUUUGGUGUGGGAGCAGUUCUGGACUACAGUGUUGAAGAGGACUUGACACAAGAAGAGGCAGAGAAGAAAGAAAUGGAUUCAUGUGUUUCUGAAGCAGAGAAAGAAAGUCCAGGUGCUGAUCAUCGUGAGAAGAAGUACAAGGCCCAUCGUCAGUUCGGGGACAGGCGUGGAGGGGUUAUUAGUGCUCGUACCUACUUCUAUGCAGAUGAGUCCAAAUGUGACAACCAAAUGGAGACAUUCAUAAACUGCAUUAGAGCCUCUGGGGGAGCCUCAGCAGAUGGAUUUUCUGCCAUCAAAAUGACAGCUCUCGGACGGCCACAGUUCCUUCUCCAGUUUUCAGAAGUCCUGGUUAAAUGGAGACGGUUCUUCAACUUCCUCGCAGCACAACAGGGAAAGUCUGAUAUGAUGGUUUUGGAACAAAAACUGGAGCUGGAAGAACUCAAGGAAAGUUUGACUACGAUGGGCAUUGGACCCAAGGAUGACAUAGAGAAUUGGUUUACUGGAGAGAAACUGGGUUUGUCAGGAACGAUAGAUCUGCUGGACUGGAACAGUUUAAUAAACGAUACAACAAAAAUCUCCAACCUGCUUAUGGUGCCAAACCUUGAGACAGGCCAUCUGGAGCCUUUGCUGAACAAGUUUACAGCUGAGGAGGAGAGGCAGAUGAAAAGAAUGCUACAGAGAGUGGACGUCCUGGCCAAGCAUGCCGUGGAAAAUGGGGUCAGGCUGAUGGUGGACGCUGAGCAGACGUACUUCCAACCAGCCAUUAGUCGACUGACCCUUGAAAUGCAGAGAAUUUUCAACAGAGAAAAGCCAAUAAUUUUCAACACCUACCAGUGUUACCUGAAGGAAGCCUAUGACAAUGUAACCGUGGAUGUUGAGCUGUCACGACGUGAGGGCUGGUACUUUGGUGCCAAACUGGUCCGCGGAGCCUACAUGUAUCAAGAGAGAGACAGGGCCCAAGAGAUUGGCUACGAAGACCCAAUAAACCCAGAUUAUGAGGCCACGAACAGGAUGUACCACAAGUGUUUGGAGUUUGUGCUGGAGGAGAUCGAACACAGCCGGAAAGCAAAUGUCAUGGUGGCAACGCACAACGAGGACACAGUGAAAUUCACAUUAGAAAAGAUGAAUGAGAUGGGCCUUUCACCCACUGAGAAUAAAGUUUACUUUGGACAGCUGCUGGGCAUGUGUGACCAGAUCAGCUUCCCGCUAGGUCAAGCAGGUUUCCCGGUCUACAAGUAUGUUCCUUACGGCCCAGUCAACGAGGUAAUCCCCUAUCUGUCUCGCCGCGCUCAAGAGAACCGUGGCUUCAUGAAGGGAUCUCAGAGAGAGCGCAGCCUGCUGUGGAGGGAGCUGAAGCGCAGGGUGCUGGGUGGACAGAUUUUCUACAAGCCUGUCUACUGAUUCACUGGAACUCAACAUACUAACUGCAGUAUGUCUGUAAGCAUUCCAACAGAUUUACCUUCUAACUGCUGUUUGUAGAGGAAGAUUAAUGCCCUGCCUUGGUUUAUUAGUCUGCACAAUAUGGAGGAAAGAUUAGCAGUUUUAUUGAACGAUAUUUAAGGUUGAUUUUGUUUUAAGCAGUAUAUUUAAUACAGAAGUGUAUAAAACACUACCAUAAAGAUGAGUGUUGAGAUACAUGUGCUGCUCAAUUAAGAAAUAAUGAUUUUUGUCUCUAAAUCAGAAUUUGAUUAUUUAACUCAAAUUCAGUUCUCAAAAUCAACUCAACAAAAUACAUUUGCUAAUUUUUUAAAGAACUGUUUAUGCCUGUAAACAUUGCUGCUUUCUGAUUUACAGCAUGGAACUAUUCAGUAGAGGCUAAGAAAAGUAAACUGUGUAUGUAUAGAUACCAAAAGUGACUUGUAUAUAAAUGUGUAUGUCUUGUGCUUUUUAAAAAGAUCCACUGUUUAGCUGUCACUCAAGUGCCUUAUGAUUGUUUUCAUAAAAUGAACUGGAAGCAAUCAGACUGUA